AUUGCAAGAGCGCGCACCCGCGGCAGUCCGCGCGCCCGCGCGAGGCGGCACGCGACCCCGCGCUCCGCUCCGCUUGGCUCGCCGCUGCCUUGCAGGUAAUCUCCGCUAACAGAUCCGCUUCACUCUCACGAGACAGUUCCAUUGCAAGAGCGCGCACCCGCGGCAGUCCGCGCGCCCGCGCGAGGCGGCACGCGACCCCGCGCUCCGCUCCGCUUGGCUCGCCGCUGCCUUGCAGGUAAUCUCCGCUAACAGAUCCGCUUCACUCUCACGAGACAGUUCCAUUGCAAGAGCGCGCACCCGCGGCAGUCCGCGCGCCCGCGCGAGGCGGCACGCGACCCCGCGCUCCGCUCCGCUUGGCUCGCCGCUGCCUUGCAGGUCCAAAAGCUGAGCAUGAAGUCGCUCCCGAUCACGCACACACCGGCACCGGAGCCCGCGCCAGAGCCGGCGCCCGACAACUCGCUGCUCGUCGUCCGCUACGAGGAGAGCGUCUCCACCGAAGAGCCUGCGCCGAGGAACCCGCCACCACCGACCGCUCCUCCAGUGUCCCGCAAGCGGCCUCACAGCACCGACAGCGACGACGAUCGCCUCGUGAUCGACGAGCCCGGCCCCGCCUCCACUGGCCCCGCCCCCUCGUCCGCUGGCCCCGCCCCCUCAGGACAGGGCGUGGCCAAGAAGCGCACCGGCGCCGCGGCGGGCGGACAGUGCCCGUUUUGCGACAUGACCACCAAAUACAGUCAUGUGCUGAGAGAUCAUAUUUGCAGCCACUACCGAGUGAAGCCAUACACGUGCACCGCGUGUGGCUUCCAAGAGAACAGGAACAAAGUGCGCGCGCACGCCGCCGCCGCGCACCGCGGGCACAACCCGCUGCUCCUCGUGCGGCCCACCACGCUGCCGCCGCAGCCGGUGGACCAGCCCUGGAGCCCUGCGCCGCUGGCUUGCCUGGCCUGCAACGAGGGCCUGUCACAGGUGAGACCCCCGGCCUGUGGACCGGCUACCAGAACAGGAACAAAGUGCGCGCGUCGCACCGCGGGCACAACCCGCUGCUCCUCGUGCGGCCCACCACGCUGCCGCCGCAGCCGGUGGACCAGCCCUGGAGCCCUGCGCCGCUGGCUUGCCUGGCCUGCAACGAGGAACAGGAACAAAGUGCGCGCGUCGCACCGCGGGCACAACCCGCUGCUCCUCGUGCGGCCCACCACGCUGCCGCCGCAGCCGGUGGACCAGCCCUGGAGCCCUGCGCCGCUGGCUUGUCUGGCCUGCAACGAGGGCCUGUCGCAGGAGAACAGGAACAAAGUGCGCGCGUCGCACCGCGGGCACAACCCGCUGCUCCUCGUGCGGCCCACCACGCUGCCGCCGCAGCCCGUGGACCAGCCCUGGAGCCCUGCGCCGCUGGCUUGUCUGGCCUGCAACGAGGGCCUGUCGCAGACCGGCUACCAGGAGAACAGGAACAAAGUACGCGCGUCGCACCGCGGGCACAACCCGCUGCUCCUCGUGCGGCCCACCACGCUGCCGCCGCAGCCUGUUGACCAGCCCUGGAGCCCUGCGCCGCUGGCUUGCCUGGCCUGCAACGAGGGCCUGUCGCAGCUCGUGCCCUCCCAAGACCGCGGGCCCACCCAGCUCGUGGCCCCCAAGCUCGUGGCCCCUCGCUCUUGGCCCCUAGCUCGUGCCCCCCGCCCGCUCGUGGCCCCCCAGCUCGUGCCCCCCCCAGCCCGUCGACCAGCCCUGGAGCCCUGCGCCGCUCGCCUGCCUGGCCUGUCGCAGGAGAACAGGAACAAAGUGCGCGCGUCGCACCGCGGCCACAACCCGCUGCUCCUCGUGCGGCCCACCACGCUGCCGCCGCAGCCCGUGGACCAGCCCUGGAGCCCUGCGCCGCUGGCUUGUCUGGCCUGCAACGAGGGCCUGUCGCAGACCAUGGGCCCACCCAGCUCGUGGGCCCCCAGCUCGUGGCCCCCAGCUCAUGGCCCCCCCCAGCCCGUCGACCAGCCCUGGAGCCCUGCGCCGCUCGCCUGCCUGGCCUGCAACGAGGGCCUGUCGCAGGAGAACAGGAACAAAGUGCGCGUGUCGCACCGCGGGCACAACCCGCUGCUCCUCGUGCGGCCCACCACGCUGCCGCCGCAGCCCGUGGACCAGCCCUGGAGCCCUGCACCGCUGGCUUGCCUGGCCUGCAACGAGGGCCUGUCGCAGAUAUCCGCCGACAUUCACCGUCUCUCGCACCCCAACCACAUGGUCGUGCCCAAGACCGCAACCGUUAUCAAGUGCACGACGUGCGGCACGCGGCACGCGAGCGCCGCCGAGGGCCGCGAGCACGCCGCUCGCGAGCACGCCGGCCAGCCGCGCGCGCUCGCCACCUACCGAAUGCUCGCCGACGUGCGCCGCUGCCUCUACUGCAACAACUGCGCGGCCACCUACCGAGAGAUGGCGCUGCACAACAAAACCGCACACCCUGACCUACCCCCUGCAAUCAAAGAAGAACUGCAACUCAGCUUUAUAGCUAAGCUGGACGACGACGAACCCCCCAAGAAAGUCGCCAAGAAAUCCACCACAAAACUACCCGCGCAAACCGUCGCAAAGAAAUCUACCACCAAACUACCGUUCUUCUACUACGACGAGUCUGACGUGGAGGAAUACUCGUACUACGGUACCAAACCGACCCCGAUAGAAAAUUACGAGAACGUCACCACUCUUAUGUCGUUCUGUAAUACCAUGGUGCCAUUUACCAUGAAGAAAUUGAGUGAGAUCAUCGAAAUUAACCCCCGAGUGAUUGUUGAGGAUUUGGAAAAGAAACCCACUCAUCAGUGAGUGUUUUUAAAUUGAUCAGUGAAAGUGAGUGAUGUAAAACUAGCCAUGACAUGGCGAAAAUCUGUGAUUUUUUAACAUUAUUAUAGCGGUGUGUUGGAUUAUGUAUACACAUCUGUGUAAUGUCAAUUUGUAUUCAAAGUUUAUAUUCGCAUACCAGUUGUAUAUUUGAAGUAUUAUUAAUGUAUGUGUCUAAAGUAUAAAUAUCGUGUAUAUCCUAGAAUUUAGUUAGAUUCGAUUCACAGUUAAACUGUUUUUAAUGUCUGAAUUUAUAAGUAGAUAGAUAUAGUGCUAAGAACGAUUUGUCUGUUUACACACAAUCCAACAUAGUGCUUUCAAAUAUUUCUAGUUGUAGGUUUAAAUAGUGAUUGUAUUGAAAUAGGGUCGGCGGCAUUUGUUUUUUUUUUUGUUAAAAUAUCUCUAUGAUUCUGAUUUUUUUUGUGUCAUAAUACAUGAACACUUCUAGUAUUUUGUUAGAUUAGGCAAAAAUAUAGUUAACUCUAUUGAAAUGAGAAAAAUUUAGCUUAACCAAAAGACAUCUAUGCCAGUUCAAUAUGGCGCAGUAAGUUGACUUAAUUUUUUAGUUUAUUAGUUAUAAAUACGCUGUAAUUGUCCUAUACAAUUUGUAUUUAUUUUGUAAGUUGUUUUCGAACAUAGAUCUAAUGUUUAUGACCAGAAUGAGUGUUUCGUGGUACGCCAUAAAACUCAAGUGUUGCAAGAAUAAUCUAAUUAAUUUGAUUGUUGACAAUUAGUCAAGUCUGAAAAUAGUUCUUACUUGACCAAUUGUUAAAAAAAUCUAAACAAGUUCCUAUAAUGAUUUUCCUAUUUACUAUACAAGUUAGACUUUAAUUUGUUCUUUUUCACAGUUAUAGGUAAUUUACUAGGUAAUUUUAAUCUUUGAGGUGUUUCAGAAGUAACAAUUUGUUGUAUACAACUGCACUAUGGUGCUAGAAUGAAGCUUGAUGUGCCAUCAUCUACAUAUUCAAUGUAACUUAUAUUACCAGUGUAAGUGCUUUUAUGUAUUAGUUAAAAAUACUAAUAACUGUUCACAUACCAUAUUAUUAACCUUAUCAUCAAUUUAUGUAAUUUUUGCAGCAAUUGAGUUUGUAUCGCGCGUGGAAGGACCAGGAUGGUCCCGUACUGAUUUGUUGUAACGUUUAUUAGACUUGUAUGGAAAUUCUCAUUGUUUAGUCAUUAGUUUACGCCAAAGUCUCUUCCAGACUAUUAAAUUUUUUCACGAUUA
This is a messenger RNA of Ostrinia nubilalis (European corn borer), 4036 nucleotides long. Its product is annotated as zinc finger protein 48-like. Gene Ontology annotation, molecular function: RNA polymerase II transcription regulatory region sequence-specific DNA binding; DNA-binding transcription factor activity, RNA polymerase II-specific. Gene Ontology annotation, biological process: regulation of transcription by RNA polymerase II. The coding region runs from base 391 to 2796 and encodes 801 amino acids. Lineage: Eukaryota; Metazoa; Arthropoda; Insecta; Lepidoptera; Crambidae. Gene Ontology annotation, cellular component: nucleus. The record is from RefSeq and is a predicted model, not a curated record. The transcript is spliced from 12 exons.